UAUAAAGCCCCUCUCUCUCUGUGGGAGCCCCAUCUCCUUGGCGUGGGUUGAGUUGGUUUCCAGUCCGCGGAGGAACCCCGGCCAGCCAUGGCGUCGAUGGGGCUUCAGCUCGUGGGCGUGGGGCUGGCGGUGCUGGGGUGGCUGGGCACCGUCACCAUCUGCCUGCUGCCCAUGUGGAAGGUGUCGGCCUUCGUCGGCAACAACAUCAUCACGGCGCAGACCAUCUGGGAGGGCCUGUGGAUGAGCUGCGCGGUGCAGAGCACGGGCCAGAUGCAGUGCAAGAUCUACGACUCCCUGCUGGCGCUGCCCACCGACCUGCAGGCGGCGCGCGCCAUGGUGGUCAUCGCCAUCCUGCUCGCGCUGCUGGCCGUCCUGCUGUCGGUGGUGGGGGGGGAGUGCACCACGUGCGUGGGCGACCCGGCCGCCAAGGCCAGGGUGGGCCUGGCGGCGGGGGCGCUGUUUGUGCUGAGCGGGGCCCUGUGCUUGGGCACGGUGUGUUGGCCCACCCACACCAUCAUCAAGGACUUCUACGACCCCAUGGUGCCCGACGCCCAGAGGAGGGAGCUGGGGGCCUGCCUAAUGGCCUCCUUUGCGCUGGAGCUUGUCGGGGUCCUGCUGUCCGUGCUGGGGCUGCUGCUCGGCGUGACCAGCUGCGCCUUGCCCAUGUGGCGCGUGUCCGCCUUCAUCGGCGCCAACAUCAUCACGGCCCAGGUGUACUGGGAGGGCCUGUGGAUGAGCUGCGUGGUGCAGAGCACGGGCCAGAUGCAGUGCAAGAUGUACGACUCCAUGCUGGCGCUGCCCACCGACCUGCAGGCGGCGCGCGCCCUCUCCGUUCUCUCCAUCGUGGCGGGCGUGGUGGGGCUGCUCAUCGCCACGGUGGGGGCCAAGUGCACCAACUGCAUCGUGGACGAAGGGGCGAAGGCCCGGGCCAUGGUGGCGUCCGGCGCCACCUUCCUGCUGGCCGCUCUGGCCCAGCUGGUGCCCGCCUCCUGGUCGGCCCACAGCAUCGUGCAGGAGUUCUACAGCCCCCUGGUGCCCAGCAGCCAGAAGAUGGAGAUCGGGGCGGCGCUGUACCUGGGCUGGGCCGCCGCUUCCCUGCUGGUGAUCGGGGGGUCCAUCCUGUGCGCCAGCUGCCCCCCCCCCCGGGAGGAGAAGACCAAGAGGUACUUCCCCUCCGCCCAGAGUGGCAUGGCGUACUCGGCGGCUCCCAGGUCCGUGGCGCAGAGCUCCUACCCCAGGAAGGAUUAUGUGUAGGGGCGCCCUUUCUUCUGGAACAACUGGAAUAACUUUGUGUUUAUGCAACAUUGUUUAUCUAUAGAUCUCUAUAUAUAAUAUAAAUAACAUCAUGGAUAUACAACAUAUGUGGUUUAUCUAAAGCUCUAUAUAUAUUGAGUACAUAUAAUAUUAUAAUGUGCAUAUAUAUUCGUAAUACAUAGCUCUAUAUAUAUUGAGGAGAUAUAAUAUGAUGUCUAUAUAUAUAUGUUGUUUAUCUAUAGCUCUUUGUGUAUUGAGUAGAUAUAACAUAAUGUAUAUACAGCAAUGUUUAUCUAUAGCUCUAUAAGUAGAUAUACUAUAAUGUGUAUAUCUAUAUUGUUGACAUAUCUAUUUGUAUAUUGAAUAGAUAUAAUAUAAUCUGUAUAUAUAUUGUUUAUCUAUAGCUCUGUUUUUUUUUGUAUUCAGCUACUUAGCCUGAAAUCCACUUUGGAACAAUUGUUUAUGCAUGAGAGAAAAUUGGUGAGGGUUAAAUGGUUAAUUCAUGUCCUAAAUUCUGAUAAAAAUAUGAAUAAGACUGGGAAUGAUAUUAGCAAUAUUUUGCCAUGUAAGCUGUGGUUCAUCAUAAAAUGGUUUGUAAAGUACAAAUUCAAGCUGUAAUAUAUUUAUUAAAGUAUUUUAGUUUCUUGGA
Messenger RNA from Gadus macrocephalus (Pacific cod), 1903 nucleotides. RefSeq names its product claudin-3-like. The transcript is spliced from 2 exons. Bases 88 to 1254 code for a protein of 388 amino acids. NCBI's taxonomy places the organism in Eukaryota, Metazoa, Chordata, Actinopteri, Gadiformes, Gadidae. The record is from RefSeq and is a predicted model, not a curated record. Gene Ontology annotation, molecular function: structural molecule activity. Gene Ontology annotation, biological process: cell adhesion; bicellular tight junction assembly. Gene Ontology annotation, cellular component: bicellular tight junction; plasma membrane.